UCCUCUCUCUCUCUCUCGCUGUGUGUGAAUGUUGUUCUCCGUAUGCUAGCUUUGGCGUUGUGGUCUGUAAGAGUUGGCCAUGGAGGGCAUAUUCAAAAGAAACUUAUCAAUCGAAAGCAACAGGCCGUUGCCGCCAAUAAUCAUGGAAAAGAAGCUAGCAGAGAAUCGGCGACAGACUCAGCACAGUAAUAGUAGGCCUGAAAAUGUCCCAGACCUCACUGAUUUCAUGAACGAUAUGUUCCUAUACGGGACUAUAAAUGCCAGCGAAAAGGCCUAUAAUCUAACAGGAGGAGGAGGUUCCGCGGUCGACGAUGGUGAGGAUUCUGAUGAUAGCACAAGGAGUAGCGGUAACAAUAAUAGUAACAACAGUAGUAGGUUAACUCAAGAAUGGCUACAGGAAGCCAAGCGCAUGGUGGCAUCAUCGCCUUCUCGGAGUGAUUCUCCCUCUAGACUUGUCGGAUCUCCCAGGUUUGCCUCCUCGUCCCAGCCCAGAUCAUCGCUGUCCAUGCCUGAUCGCAGAGAUCCACUUUCUAGGUCUGCUCGCAGACACAGAGCAGUGGAAAGCUUCAGCGGAGAAAUCCUAACGAAAUCAGCAAAGCACAACCGCAACAAAUCGGAAACCUUGGACCAACCACCUUCUGCCGCCGAUAUCUCCCCUGCUUCAGCGGUCCACAAAUGGUUCUCCAACAUCCUCAAAUCCCCUAAUACCGUCCAUUCCUCAUCAUCACCACUCUCCCAACCCAACAACGACACUACCGCCCAAAAUCCGACGGCUCCACCACUUCCACCGCGACAAUUAACCCCCCGCAAGUCCCGCUUCCAGAAGAACACCAACCCCCCCAAUGCCACCCAACAGCAGCCACAGGGGAUCCCAUCCCACCUUUCCAAACGAACCUUCAAAACCACCACCACUGCCGACACUCCGCCGGAAACCCAGUUGUUGUCUCCGCCGAAGAACCUCAUUGAAUCGGCUCAUCGGAGAUCGAUUUCCUCCUCCACCUGCUUAUUGUCAGAUGGUCUAAUCCUGUCGCCUCCCAAGAACUUGGUGGAGUCUGCUCACCGAAGGUCGAUCUCGUCGUCCACGUGUAUCGCGGACAAGAUUUCAUGGAAGCCUAGCGUAACUGAAGAGCUGAAGGAGCAUGAGGUGGUCGACCAAGCCGGAAACCUUAAUGGGUUUCUGAAAGAACAAGGGAUCAAGAUUGGGAAAAUUUUGAAUGGAGAGAUCGAUGGGAAGGCCAAAAUUGUGCUAUCUGGACCUUCCAACAGUACGAGUUCAAUGGUGGCAGCAAUUUGCUAUGCGUGGCUAUUGGAUAAUAGAAUGAGGACUAAUAAGGAGGGAGUUGAGGGAGAUAGCGGCCCAACAGCAGUGGUGGCGCCAGUGAUGAAUAUGAGGAGGGGGAAAAUGUGGAAGCAGCAACAGGUGGCUUGGCUUUUUCACCAUGUCGGACUUGAUGCCACUUCAUUGCUCUUUUCUGAUGAGGUGGAUUUGGAAACACUAAUGAUGGCUAAGCAGCUGAGCAUCCUUGUUGUUGGGCAAGAUAUCCUCAAAACAAAUGGCGAGGUUGGAUCUCAGUGCACCAUUCUUACAGACAAUUAUUGUGAAGAUGCUUAUGACAUACUUCAGACCCCAAUCCUGAAAAAACUUCUGCUUGCAGGUAUUUUACUUGACACACAAAAUUUGAACACGUCUGAUAAAUUGUCUAUGACUAGAGAUGCAGAAGCGAUCCAGUUGUUGUCAGUUGGCUCUGCCCCCAAUUAUCGAAAUGAACUUUAUGAUCAAUUGAUGCAAGAUCAAAGAGAUGUUUCUUUCUUUGAAGCUUUGCAGCACAACUAUGGGAAACCUCCUAAUGAGGGUGGUCGUGAUUGUAUAUCACCAAUGGAGCACAAGAUUCAAGAGAAAAAGUCUAACCGUGCAAAAAAUUCAGAUAAAAAUUCUAAUGAUGUCAAAAGUACAAGAACUAUGUUAUCACCGAACUCAGCAGCUAAACCUAAUGCUCCUACAACGGCAACAAUGCAAGCAGCUGAGGCCCCUCGUGGAAAGAAUAAAUUCUUCCUGGCAAAGUGGUUCGGUUUUGGUCCAAAAUGAUGACUAAUCUGAUACUAGGAAUGCUAAAUAUUUCUGACCAAUGGAUAUAUAAUAAGUCUUCAAAGAUGGAAGAAGGUUUCUGGGAUGCUUGUGGAGCUCUACAAUAUGGUAAUCCACAUUGUUAAUGUCGUUAGAUGUUUUGAAAGAGAAGUCGUUGUGCUUAUAUUCAUAUUAUAUUAUUAAUUUUGUGUCAAAUAAUAAUGGUGAGAAUUGAGUAUGCCAUUAAUGAAACGAUGACAAAUAUUGGAACUUGUUGUAUCAUGGCACCAUUCAUUUUGCUAGUGUUCAACAAAAUGUCAUCAUCCCCUCAUUCAUAGAAGGAAAACCUUACAAUUCUUUUAGAAAUUAUGUACAACGGUAUUCUUA
Messenger RNA from Camellia sinensis, 2452 nucleotides. NCBI's taxonomy places the organism in Eukaryota, Viridiplantae, Streptophyta, Magnoliopsida, Ericales, Theaceae. The record is from RefSeq and is a predicted model, not a curated record.